This is a messenger RNA of Monomorium pharaonis (pharaoh ant), 2264 nucleotides long. RefSeq names its product homeobox protein Nkx-2.5. Bases 786 to 1928 code for a protein of 380 amino acids. Gene Ontology annotation, cellular component: nucleus. NCBI's taxonomy places the organism in Eukaryota, Metazoa, Arthropoda, Insecta, Hymenoptera, Formicidae. The record is from RefSeq and is a predicted model, not a curated record. Gene Ontology annotation, molecular function: RNA polymerase II cis-regulatory region sequence-specific DNA binding; DNA-binding transcription factor activity, RNA polymerase II-specific. The transcript has 3 exons. Gene Ontology annotation, biological process: cell differentiation; regulation of transcription by RNA polymerase II.
UCAAAUUUUAUGUUAACUUUUAUACAUGUUUUUAUUAUUUACUUUGUAAGAGAUCUAUUAUAAAACCAAUAUUGAAUAUUGAAUACAUUUAGAAGUCGUUAAUCAAUACUUUCUAACGUAUUAACUCAAAAGUACAUGUUAUAACAAUUAUAAUAAUUUAAAAAUACUUAUCCAUGACAUUCUUUUUCAAUAAAUUACUUCGUGAAAAUUUCCAAUACACGGAGUUAUCGUACGCAACAGUGGUAGUGAAAAUCGUCAAUCGUACACCAACGCAUCCUCACACUCACAUCAGUGUAUCGCCAUGACGUUCCUGUGCGACGGGACCAACACUUGACUCCCUUGCAAGACCAAGUCACAUUAUACGUCUGCCCUCCGACCCGACCACUCAACCGUGACCAUCCCUCGAAACAGGGAUAGUGCAUCGAUAAACGACUUCGCUAUUUUUGCAAAUUUUACAGAUACUUAUAUGUAUCAUUGGACAUAGUGAUGUGUUCGUCUAGUGACAGCAAGUUUUAUGGUUGAUAAUAUCGUAAACAAAUUUUUAAGAUGCAAGUUUAGAAGUCUCAGUACGAUCUCAUGAUUAGAUUUGAUAAAAUAUACCAUAAUGGUGUAACGAAUUUCCAAGCUCUGCAAAGUAAAAGUAGAACUUUAAUUGUUAAGCUUCAUUAGAAGUUUAGAAGGAUGAGACUGACUUAAAAAAAAUACAAUGUGCUGAUAAUUUUUUUGAAAUAGUGACAUUUAACGCAUCAUAAGUGAUUCAUUUGAAAAUAGGAAAAUGCUUUAGAAUGUUGUCCUCUUCGGUGUCGACUCCAUUCAGCGUUCGUGACAUUCUCAACGAAGAUCAACAACUUGGCGUUAUGGAUUGUUACGGGCAUCAUCAAAAUCAAACUCAACAACAUGUGCAUCAAGAAUAUUAUUCGUAUAACGUUGUCCCUGAAAAUAAUUGGGAAAUGGAUAAGUUUAAGGAUCAACCAAUGCCUAGUUAUCCACAUUAUUCGGAUCUCAAUCAUGUUCACCAGUUGAGUCAGGUGGUACCACCGUAUCAAGAGACUUCUAUCACUGAAGACGGUAAUAUUGUAACGUCCAGUAAGACAGAACUGCGCAAAAGUCAAUCUGGUAAGAGAACAAAGCGGAAGCCAAGAGUACUGUUUUCACAAACACAAGUUUAUGAAUUGGAGCAGCGAUUCAAGCAGCAAAGAUAUCUGAGUGCACCUGAAAGAGAAAUGUUGGCUCAGACAUUGAAGCUAACUAGCACUCAAGUGAAGAUUUGGUUCCAGAAUCGACGAUACAAAAACAAACGCGCCCGGAUCGAGGACGCCGAGAAGUUACAAGCACAAAACAUGAAGAAUCAACCUUUGAAAAAGAUCGCUGUGCCGAUUCUUAUUAAGGAUGGUAAACCCAACGUACAAGAAUCUUACAAUGCACCUUAUUGGUCAAAUAUCAGAUCAGAUUUGAGCACUUCGAUACAGACAGAUUUUAGGACAAACGAAAUUCGUCUCAGUCCUGACUUUAGAUCCAACUCGACCGAGGUGAGGAUUGACUCCAACAUUAGCCCGGAAUAUAAGCCGGAAGUAAACUCAGAUAUGCCCGGAAGAUCAAGCCUGAACGAUAUGCCGGACAGGCAGCAUGUUCCAGAAUACAGGAGCAAUUUUGUGACGGAAACUCCGCCGAAUGUGCACGAUUGCAAUCGAUUAAUCAAGACCGAAUUUAAGACAUGCGCGAACGUCAAUGAAACCGUAUCGUAUCCAGAUCUGAAAACCGUUCAGUCUGACAACAAACAGCUUAUGACUGAUAGGCGGAUGCCUAUGGAAAUCUCUAAUGGCGAGUAUGGGUUUUCGAAUUACAUUACUCCUACCAAUUACCAAAUGCAGUACGUGAAUUAUAUGGAGCAAGUACCUAUGGAUCAAAAUCUGCAACGACUGUGGUAGGUGUGCGCCCAAGAGAGAAUUGUCUGACGCGAAAAUUCUGAGUAAUUAAAAUCGUAUUACUGUUUCUAUCUUCGGAUCUACAGUUCUGUUGAUAAGAACAAUUUAGAUUUAGUAAUAACAAUUAAAUUGUCACUUUCAAAUAGCUAAUUAAUUAUAUGCUAUUAUAAAGAAUUUUACAUUUAUUGAUAAAUAUUUAAAUUUUAUUAUCAAUUCAAUUAUCAAUAUUAAUAAUUGAUGAGUUUAGAAUUGAGGUGAUGAUUGAUAAAGAAAGAUAAUUUAAUCUUCGAAAAUUGUUAAUUUUUAUUUUUUUAUUAUGUAUAUGGUAUUUUUUUUAGG